CAAGAAAAUUGUGAAAUAUAAUGGAUUUCAGUCUCAAAAGCAUUUCAUUACUCGUGGAAAUACUAGGAGUCCAACCAAACCUGGUGUAAAAAGAACACCCAAGCAAGCUAAUUGCCACAAAGUGAUGCAUCACAACUUAGGUCAUCGUUUUGGACCUGUAGAGGAAAACAAUGCCUACACAAUAAAAAGUGAGCAGAAACCUCUGUUGCAAGAAAGCCAUGUAGGUGCAGAAACUGCUGUGGAGGACAGUAGACAUUCUAAAUGGUACGUUUCACCCAUCUCUGGGACUAGGAGUGGAGGAAAACAGCUCAAAGGUCUUGAAGAAAAGAGAUGCAAUCAAGAAGUUGAGCUAACGAAGGUCAAGACGGUGUCAGAAGUUCAAGAUGUAAAGCUUGCCAUGGCCAAGGCAAUGUCAGCAGAAAGAAAGAGGUGCAAUCAAGAUGUAAAGCUUGCUAAGGCCAAGACAGUGUCAGCAAUUCAAGACUGUUUGUUUCCAAUUUGCCCAUGGGAACUGGACAAUGACUCAAACACAGAUGUUGCAACUCAAAAACUUGAUCCCAGUUCAGACAGAAAAAAAACUAAAGGGGAGUGGACUGAAGUUGGUCAUGAUCAACAGUUAAGCAAAGUGCAUGUACCAACAUGGAAGUUGCAGGGUAAGGCACAUGAAAAAACAAUGGAGCCAAAAAUACAUCACAGGAACAUUUCAUGUACAAACGCUGAAGUUGCUGCUCAGUUACCUACUAGUACUACAUGUGCUUCAGAUGGCAAACCAUUAAGAGCUGAUGUAGAAGUACUGGAGAAAAAGGGAGAGAGCAAUCAUCUAAACAGGAAAGCACAAACAUACUCACUAUCAGCAGAGAGUGAUCAAGGUGGUUCUCCUAAUGUGAACAUUAGGAAGACACAGAAAAAACAUGACUCCAGACAUGAUAAAGCCAUACACAAAGCUGUACAUGUGAAAAAGGGACUGAGCAAUUGUCUAAGAAGUAAAGUAGAAGCCAAAAUGGCACAAACACAAUCAUUGCUAACAGUCGAUAGUGGGACUGAGAGUGAUUCUAUUAUUUGUCUUGAUACAAACAUUAGAACACAAGAACAACAGGACUCGGGUGACAUUAGACAUGUUAAGACCAUACAUGUGAAUAGAAGUGAAAAUAGUGUGCAGACAAAUGAAGCUGUUGCUGAUACUAGUGUUAGUAUUGACAGCAAACUAUGUGCCAAAAGAAGUCCUGAACAGAUUAAAACUGUCAAUUGUCUUAAAGCUAAAGAAGACAAAGUUGAAGAAACUGAUGGUGCUAGAAGACAUGAGAAUACUUUUGAGAUUGGAAGAAGUAAGAAGCAAAACUCUCCUAAGGAAGGGCAAGAAAAAUCUGCAGGGAAAAGUCCUGAAGGAGGCAUCAUAAAUUGUGCAAGUUUAUAUGAACAACAGAGGUUGCAAAAAGACUGGUGUAAGGAAGAGAACAUUGUGGAAACUUUGCAAAACAAACUUGUCAUAGCAAAAAAUUGUGACAACACAGUAGACUUGAAUGGACCAAUCAGGUCAGCAGACACCUCUGACAUCAUUGAUGAUGUCAUAAGUAGUGUUCAAAAUGGACCAAUCACUGAGAGGAAGGAUUCUUCUGAAGAUGUGAGUCCUGUUCCUGACAGGAUGAAGCAGGCAGCUGCUCCAGUCAACUCCCCCAGGAAAUUUGACCUGGAGGUUGCUGACCUGGUGACCCUUGCACCCCAGGAAUGGCUCAAUGACAAUGUUAUAAACGGUUAUUUUGAGCUGCUGGCUGAGGUCCGCCCUGACGUCUACUGUUUCAACACCUUCUUCUACACCCAGCUGUGCAGGAAGGGGUACCAGGGGGUCAAGAGGUGGACUAAAAAGGUGCAGAUCUUCCAGAAGUCCUUGCUGCUGGUUCCUCUUCACCUUGGGAACCACUGGUGCCUGGCGGAGGUGGCUGUACAGGACAAGCUGCUGUUCCUGUACGACUCGCGAGGGGGCGCUUAUCCUACCUGCCUACAGAGGCUGGUGAGCUAUCUGUGCUGUGAGGCAAAGGAACGGGAAGAGGAAGACUUCACCUGGGGAUGGGGCGGACACUGCAAGGAGGACAUCCCAGUGCAGGAGACCAGUGGCGACUGCGGUGUUUUUGUGUGUCAGUAUGCCCGGUGCAUCGUGGAAGGACGGCGGAUCGACUUCAGCCAGGAUGACAUCACCGAACUCCGCUGUCACAUGACCCAAGAACUCCUGCAGCACAAGCUUCUGUAGUGUGAGGAACACUUUCUGCCUUCAACUUGGAAAAAAUCGGCAAAAAUUACUGAUCUUCCUGUGAAAAUUUCCCACUUAAAAAGCCAUGAAAAUGAAAAUCCUUCAAGUUCAACCAUUUGCAGAAUCUUAAAGAUUUCGUCUUUUCUGAAAACAGCUCUCUAAUCUUUGAAUCGUCUCUUCCGUGCUCUUAAUAGGUGGGAAAAAUUAGCAAAGGGUUGUGAAGUCAAAGACAGGACCUUCAGCCAUAGUAGCUAAAGGGAGUCCUUUCUGUGAUCAGAAGUGGUCACAACUUAUUGCUAACUUGUCCCAAAGAGCACACAGUACACAUUGAUUUAAAGAUUACAUAGAUUCCAGAAAAUGCAUAGCUUUAAUGUGACUGAAAGAGGAUUUGUCAUAGGCAGUUCAAUGUCUUAUGAUCCAACACCAAAAAUUGCAACUCACUAUACUUCAUAUUAGAGCAGUCUUUGGGUAUACAAUAUGAUUUCGCGUAUCCAGGAAAUUUUCAUGGUGACUCGACCAGUGUUUCCUCUAACAAUAUGUGCAAUAUUCUGUUCUGCUGUGUGCAAAGUUUUGUUGCAGCACAGAGUGAGAGACUACUGAAAUGAUGCAGUUCUGUGCCAAAGUUGUUUCCUCUUUUUAUACUUGACAUUUGUUGAUUAUUAUUCAAACAGCAUGAAUUUCCCUGGUACUUUGACAUUCAUAAGUAGAAUUUUACCAAGAGGACAUGAAGAACAGAUGCCUAAAUGGAACAGUUGAAUCUCUUCUUUCAUUUUAGCUUUUUUUUCAUUUAAGAACCAGAUUUAGUGGAUGUAGCCUAACUUUUAGGAUGAAGUUGGCAAAAAA
Messenger RNA from Branchiostoma floridae (Florida lancelet), 3088 nucleotides. RefSeq lists its product as uncharacterized. The record is from RefSeq and is a predicted model, not a curated record. Gene Ontology annotation, biological process: protein desumoylation. Bases 125 to 2245 code for a protein of 706 amino acids. Gene Ontology annotation, molecular function: deSUMOylase activity. Lineage: Eukaryota; Metazoa; Chordata; Leptocardii; Amphioxiformes; Branchiostomatidae. The transcript has 7 exons. Gene Ontology annotation, cellular component: nucleus.